Molecule: messenger RNA, 2775 nt
Organism: Chara braunii
Lineage: Eukaryota; Viridiplantae; Streptophyta; Charophyceae; Charales; Characeae
Source: the annotation of a GenBank genome assembly
UCUUUCCCCCGUAUUUCUCAUACAGCAGAAUUCCCCCGAUGCACGGUGUUGAGCAUUCUAUCCAGCUCGUGCUUGACUAUCGUGUUCACCAUCAGGCACCGUACCGACUCUCGAUUCAAGAGGCGACGGAACUCAAGGGUCAGCUUGAGGAGCUCCUUCGACUGGGUUUCAUUAAACCCAGUAACUCCCCUUGGGGUGCACCUGUACUCUUUGCUCGCAAAGCGGACGGAACUCUCCGCCUCUGCAUCGACUACCGCGACCUUAAUCGUUACACGGUUAAGAACAGCUAUCCCAUGCCCCGCGCGGAUGAGCUAUUUGACCGUUUGGCAGGCAACCGCUUCUUCACGAAGAUCGAUCUUCGUAGUGGUUACCAGCAGAUCCGCGUUGCCGCAGAGGACCAGCCGAAGACCACCUUCCGGUCGCGCUUCGGCCAUUACGAGUUCACGGUGAUGCCAUUCGGCCUCACCAAUGCACCCGCCACCUUCCAGACGGCGAUGAACGAUAUCUUCAGGGACAUCCUUGAGGAAUACGUUCUCGUAUACCUGGACGACAUCUUGGUCUACAGUCGUACCUUAGAAGACCAUAUCAGACACCUCCAUGAUGUACUACAGCGCUUACGCAAGCAUGGCUUCUAUGCCAAGCUUAGUAAGUGCCGCUUUGCCCAGCGCAAAGUGGACUUCCUAGGACACCAUAUGUAUGACCAGGGUCUCCACAUAGAUGACGCGAAGACCACUGCUAUUGCAGAGUGGCCCGUCUCCACAUCUGCCAAGCAGCUUCGCAGUUUCCUAGGCCUCACGAACUACUAUAGUAAUUUUAUCCAGGGAUACGCUAGGUAUUCCUACGUCCUUACCUCUACCCUCCUCUGGAAGAAGCCGCCGUGGUUUUGGACACCCCUCUGCAAGGACGCCUUUCGCGCCCUCAAGAAGGCGGUAACUUGUGCGUCGGUUCUUCGCCUUCCUGAUUUUGAUUGUCCCUUUAUCGUCACCACUGAUGCGUCAGAUUUUGCAGUAGGAGUUGUCCUUUCUCAGGUGUUUCCCUCUCCUCCGGAUUCACCUUACCCCCAUGUUCCUCCUUUUUCCCCCAUUCCAGCUGACACUGCUUCUCGACUUACGCCUACCCUCCCACCACUUCCCUCCACUGACAGUCCUCCUGUUACUUACUCCCCGACCAUCGCGGAGGAUAAGACUGUCGAGGCUCGUGCUGGGGAUUACCCGAUCGCUUUUUACUCCCGUCAGCUACUGCCUGCCGAGAUAAACUACACUGCCGAUGAACGUGAGGUUCUCGCAGUAGUUUAUGCUACCCGGCAUCGGCAUCAUUAUUUGCACGGGGCGCCCUUCACGGUGCGCACGGACAACUCAGUUGUCCAGGCUUUCCUCACGAAGCCUAAGCUUUCCCCUCGACAGGCACGCUGGUGGCGUGACUUAUCCGGGUUCAGUUUCACCACUCAGUCCAUCAAGGGUGAAACGAACCGCGUCGCCGAUGCCUUGUACCGUCGUCCUGAUCACAAUCAGGAACCCAUCCAUCUUGCUGCCAUCUCCAUCACCACUGUUGAUCAGUCGGUGAUUGACGCGUAUCGCACUCAGUACCACCACUUCCCCGAUUAUCGCGUCAUCCACGCGACACUGCGGAGUGGCAAGACCGUUCCUUCCUACUCCCUCGGGGAGAACGGCAUUGUGUACUGGCAUGGCAGAUCUGGUCAGCUAGAACCACGUAUCUGCGUUCCCUCCAUUGGACAGCUCCGUGUCCAGGCUGUAGCAGAGUUCCAUGACCAGAAGGUUCGUGGCAAGACCUUGAGCAGGGUGGAGAGAAAUGCAGUGGUUGCAGCAGUGUCGGCGGUGGCGAUGCGAUGUCGCAUCGAGAGAACGAUGGCGUGGUUGAGGACGAGAGUGUCUAUUCGCAGGCAGCGUGAGCUCCUCCAGCACAUGAUGGCGGCGCCAGACUGCGUAUCCAUGUCCGAAUCCAUUAUCCAGUUGUGCGCCGCCAUGUCAUCUGGGGUGAUACCGAGGGCGACUCCAAGGUGGUGGAUGAGGAGAAGGACGGGUGGCACGUGGGAGGAUCUGCGGAAGAUGGACAACGCCUCAGACGAGUACUACAAGGAAAAGUUGAGGAUGCCCCCCAGGGUGUUCAUGGAGAAUCGGAGUGGAUUGUCGUGCCGUGGUGGUGGACCUGGACUUGCGCAUCACGGACGUUCUCGUCGGUUACCCAGGGAGCUGCAUGACAUUCGGGUGCUUCAACUCUCCAGUCUGUGGGCGCGUGCGGAGGAGGGGGAUCUUUUCAGUGGAGCACCUGUUGUGCUGCCGUUCGGAGUGAGGACACACGGUUACAUUCUGGGCGACAACGGGUAUCCGCCGCUGGAGUGGAUUGUUGUGCCGUACGGGGGGACCGAUCAAAUCCCCGAUGAGGAGAGGUUCGACAACAAGCAAAAGGUCGCCAGGGGAGCAGUGGAGAGAGCUUUCGGGAGAUUAAAAGGGAUGUGGAGGUUGUUCCUCCGCACACACAAGACGAAUAUGGACACUCUACCACAACAGUUCCAGGUCGUGUGCAUUCUGCACAACAUCCUCCUUGACGCUGGCAUUGAGUUCAACGAGAACUUCUUGUGGGAGGUAGAUGCUAAUGGCGUGCGGCGGCGCCAGCGAGUGGACUUGGGGUUGGAUCAUCCACCCCACCCCAUUGCUGGGAACUUCAAUCGGCCCCGUGCGUUGGCGCUACGCGAGGUGUUGGCGGAGCGGAUGAAACACGAGUGAAGGCGCGCACCGCGUCGACGGCACGUGGCUC